Exophiala spinifera is the source of this 2910-nucleotide messenger RNA. RefSeq lists its product as uncharacterized. Gene Ontology annotation, molecular function: microtubule motor activity; ATP binding; microtubule binding. The coding region runs from base 1 to 2910 and encodes 969 amino acids. The record is from RefSeq and is a predicted model, not a curated record. The transcript has a single exon. Gene Ontology annotation, biological process: microtubule-based movement. Lineage: Eukaryota; Fungi; Ascomycota; Eurotiomycetes; Chaetothyriales; Herpotrichiellaceae.
AUGUCUCUGCCCGUCCUGUCCUCACGGCCGCUGGCCGAGCCGCCGACGGGUGCUCUCCCUCCCAUACCGACCACUGCAGGCAAGACGCCGCGAAAAAGUCUCGGACAGCCGCCUUCGCGACUGAAGGCGCCUUCACGACCAUCCAUCUUACCUACCUCGCAACCUGAGGCUUUCAGUUCUGACCUUGCGGCCACGAAAGGAAACGAGAAAUCCACUGGCAUCCCUUCAGCCAGGUCGGUCCGCAAAGUUGUUAGUAUCGGCUCAUUCCCUCAGCCACCCAAUAACUCGCGACCACCAACGUCGGCAUCGAUAGCCUCCACAUCAUCGGUCAAGAGACGAACUUCCAAAUCCCCCCGAGCAAGUACGGCUCCGAGUUUCCGUUCUUCCCAAACACCAAGUCUGCUAAACUCGGCUGGGGAUGGAAUGACUGUGUCUGCAAAAGCGGGGAAAAGAACAUCGGAUGCCCAGUCAAGCGUGCAUUCUCCCUCGCAAAGUAGAAGUUCAUCUGCGAAUGGCUCCUACUCGACAACUGCCACCACAAUAGAAGACGGUGACGAAGAUGGCAGGGGCCGCACCAAAGAUCUUGAAGAGGCGGUCCUCGACUCGAAACGGAAUUCCAAAGGAAAGGAGUCCAAGGGCAAUGUCAUUGUCAGCGUACGUGUUCGCCCAGAUCCUGGAAACACAAAUAAUGGGCAAGCAGAGGGUGAAUGGAUGGUAGACGGGAGAAGAAGCCUGGUUGCCUAUCGUGGCAAAGAAGGCGGUGACUAUCACUACGACAAUGUCUUCACCACCCACGAUGACAAUGCCAAAGUCUAUGAUGCUUCCGCCAAAAGAUUGGUACGGCGCGUCAUGGAAGGCUAUCACGGAACAGUCUUUGCCUACGGUAUGACGGGGACAGGCAAGACGUUCUCGAUGCAGGGCACCAUGACCAGUCCAGGUGUUAUCCCACUGGCAAUUACCGAUAUUUUCUCUUACAUCAGGGAGACUCCACAUCGAGAAUUCCUGCUACGAGUCAGCUAUCUCGAGAUUUAUAACGAGAAGAUACACGACCUGCUGGCCCAACCGAUAGGAAGUGGACCGCUUGCUCAACAAGAAGAGAUCAAACUUCGCGAGGACAGCAAGCGCGGCGUGUACGCUACACCAUUGAAAGAGGAGAUUGUUCAAAGUCCAACGCAGCUGCUGAGAGUUAUCCAUCGUGGAGAUACUGCACGACGGACUGGGAGUACACAGUUCAAUUCCCGCAGCUCGCGAAGUCACGCAGUGGUACAGAUUGUCGUUGAGAGCCGAGAACGAGUCCCUGGUUCUGGUGCGAUGCAUGAAAACGGCAAGCGGGUAGCAAUGCUACCCGGUGGUGUCCGAGUCUCAACGCUGAGCUUGAUUGAUCUCGCAGGUUCUGAAAGAGCAGCUGAAGACAAGGAACGCCGUACCGAAGGAGCGCAUAUCAACAAGUCUCUCUUGACACUGGGUACAGUCAUCGCCAAAUUGUCAGGAAACAAGGACAAGAAUGGGAAUCCCACCGAUAAGGACGGAAAGCAUCUGCCUUACCGAGAUAGCAAACUGACCCGGCUUCUCCAGCCAGCACUGUCCGGCAACUCCUUGGUGUCCAUUCUCUGCACGAUCCAAAUUGGGGCUGGUCUCACCGUAGCUGGCAACAACCACACAGGAGAGACUCUGAACACACUGAAGUUUGCAGCUCGUGCCAAAAACAAUAUUGUCAGCAACGCCAAAAAGGCAGCGGAAGAGAUCGGUACCGGAGUCAACGCCGGCCUACUCGAGCGUUAUCGGACCGAGAUCCAGAACCUACGCGCCCAAUUGGAAGGACAGCAGAAGUCGGCGGCAGAGAAGGAGGAGCGAGCGUUGGAAAAGGAGGCCGAGCAACGGCAUGAAGAACAGAUGCUCGAGAUGCAGCUUGCUAGAACCGCUCUGAAAGAGCGUAUCGAACAUCUCAACCGCUUAAUUCUGUGUUCCAAGUCAACGGGUGUCAACAGUGGUACGGUCUCGGCAUUGGGGAUGCACUCACGUCUCUCCGGAGGUACAGAAUUUGCAGGUUCCCGAUCUGUGCGAUCGUCGGCCAGCCAGUCUACCUUGGGGGUCAAUCAGGGCCUGAAACGACAUCCCUCGGUGGCAUCUAUGGGUAACGUGCCCUCUGGAUCUGCGCACCUCUCAUUUUCAGGUAUUCCUGACGAGGAUGAAGAAGCCUCUGGAGACUAUGGCGACGGCCGGGCUACGCUCCAGGCACAGGUCCGGGCAUUGCAGGCGGACCUCCAGGACAAAACGCGGUAUAUUUCGACGUUGGAAAGACGGUUGCUGCAAGCUCGUCGGUCAAGCCACUCCCGAGUGUCCAUGGCAUUCAACAAGACUCCUGGCGACGAGGGCGAUUUGCUCAGGCAGCUUGACGAGAAGGAUGCCAUGAUUUCAGAUCUGCAGAGGACGGUAUCUGCCCUGCGGUCGGCAGUGCGUAAGCGUGAUAUUGCCGAGUUGACCCCGGAAUUGUCUUCGAGUGAAUUCAAGCAGAGUCGAAACGCGGAAGGCCAUCAGAGCACCAAUAGCAAUUCAAGCUCGCAGUUGAGCAGCAUCACAGUUCCAAGCCAACAGACGUCUAGCGGACCGCGGUCGCCGCUGGCAACGAGCCCGAGGGCUAUUUUGUCGCCUUCAAAACAAUCGGAUAAGAAAAAGAAGACGGUGGAUGAAAUGUCCAGGAUGCUCGAUGAAAUGAUUCGGGACAAGGUGGAGAGCGGCAAGCUGAGCAAAGGAAGAUCGGCGUCGGCAACCGUACCGCUGCGGUCUUCCUCACAACGGCAUUCACGGAGAACGUCUAGUGCUGGCCACAAUGGAGGCCCAGCCAUGGGCGCCAUGGUAGCUUCGUUGAGGGAGCGUGACUCGAUCCUGGAGAACACGAGCUCGAACUGA